Penicillium pulvis is the source of this 234-nucleotide messenger RNA. RefSeq names its product OST5 family protein. NCBI's taxonomy places the organism in Eukaryota, Fungi, Ascomycota, Eurotiomycetes, Eurotiales, Aspergillaceae. The transcript is spliced from 4 exons. The coding region runs from base 1 to 234 and encodes 77 amino acids. The record is from RefSeq and is a predicted model, not a curated record. Gene Ontology annotation, biological process: protein N-linked glycosylation.
AUGUCGCUGAACGAAGUCUGGGAGGCAGCCUCUGCAACCCCUUUCCACCCUAUUGUCUCCAAGGAUAGCCAGUUCGCCAUUGGCUUCAACUUGCUCUGCGUUGCCGUGAUUGCUAGUGGUCUGUUUGGACUGAAACGUUCGUUCCUGAGUCUCUUCACCCUGGGCGUUCCAGCCGCUCUAGCAACCGGAUUCGGAGCUGUGCUUAUGAUCUGCGCCGUCGGAGUUUAUGUUUAA